AUGAAGACUCUUUUUCAUGACACAGUGGGCUUAGCGCUUGCUUGUUCAACUUACGCUUCAUCCUUCCAUGUGUUCGACAACACAGCCUACGUGAACACGUCAAUUGGCUACGGAACAACCAAUAUCAACUGGAUUCCCGCAUACGUGUGCAACCCGCUCACCGAGGGGGGAGUUUUACCAUCAGCCGAUGUAUGGAAAGACAUUGUCCUUGAGUGGAAUAUCUAUCCAAGUUACCCACUGGUUCUCGACUGCGAAGACCUCUAUUUCACCGAUGCUUCCACGGCAGAUCUUCACUUGGAGCUCAUGUCUACUCUGCAAACCUGGGCGGCCGAUGUGAUUCCCUCGGGUCAGAUUAUUGGCUGGUACGGGCUAUCCGGAAACACAAUUUCUUCACUGUAUGAUCACUAUCGAAGCCUGAUCGCAAACCAUACCAGCCAUGCGUUUUUCCCGUCUGCCUACACAUUCAGUGACAGCCUUUCCACCUGGAAUGCGUCGUUGACGUCUGUUCUCAAGACCAUCAACGCUAUCGAUGAUUCUUUGCCCGUUUGGUCAUACACUUGGCCGCAGUACCAUGGCAACUAUUCUUUCAUUCCCUCGACGCUCUGGGAGGAUGAAUUGAAUGCCUUGGCAAAGAAUAGUAAUGUGGAUGGUUUCGUUAUCUGGGGUGGGAAAAACCAUGCCGUGUGCAAUGAUGCUUGCCAGAGCACUGCGGGCCAACAGCCUUGGUUGAAUGCCACUCGCACCUAUUUGAAUACUUUGUAUGGCAUUUAUAGUGGCGACGCGGAAGUUGAAGGGUCCCAGAUUUUUGGUGGAAUAUAG
This is a messenger RNA of Penicillium roqueforti, 819 nucleotides long. RefSeq lists its product as uncharacterized. The record is from RefSeq and is a predicted model, not a curated record. The transcript has a single exon. Bases 1 to 819 code for a protein of 272 amino acids. Lineage: Eukaryota; Fungi; Ascomycota; Eurotiomycetes; Eurotiales; Aspergillaceae.